UACAGAGGGCGGGGCAAAGAGAGAAAGAAGGAGCGAAGCCAUUGAGCUAUAUGACGCAUCGAGCAGAUGUUUAAGAACAACCUUGUUUUGGCGUAGUUGACGUUUGUUGUACACAUAAUUAUACGCAUAAUAAACCUUAGUCUUCUUUAGAGAGAGCGCAAGUGGCGUUUAUUUAGCAGUUUAAAGCCCGCAACGCAAACAACGGCGAAGGUUUGACGGUGAGCUAACAAUACAGUUAGCGUAAACACCAGCUUUACAGUUACUGGUCAAAAUGAGAGGCGGUUCUUCCUAUGGAGAUAGAGACCGAGACCGUGGAAGGGACAGGCCAAGAUUUGGGACCAUGGGCAGUCGCGGUGGAGCACCACCAAUGAAGUUUGGGAAUCCAGGCGAGCGACUUCGCAAGAAGAGGUGGAACCUGGAUGAGCUGCCAAAAUUUGAGAAGAACUUCUACUCUGAACACCCUGAGGUCCAGUGCAUGAGUCAGUAUGACGUGGAAGAGUUUCGUAGAAAGAAGGAGAUCACCAUCAGAGGCUCUGGUUGUCCGAAUGCAGUCACAGCUUUUCACCACGCCCACUUCCCUCAAUAUGUGAUGGAUGUGCUGGUUCAGCAGAACUUUAAGGAGCCCACAGCGAUCCAGGCUCAGGGUUUCCCUGUGGCUCUGAGUGGCAAGGAUAUGGUGGGCAUUGCACAGACUGGCUCUGGAAAGACCCUGGCUUAUCUUCUUCCUGCCAUUGUUCACAUCAAUCAUCAGCCCUACCUAGAGAGGGGAGAUGGCCCAAUCUGUCUGGUGCUAGCCCCCACUAGGGAACUUGCUCAGCAGGUUCAACAAGUUGCUUAUGACUAUGGCAAGUCUUCCCGAAUCAAAAGUACAUGUGUCUAUGGUGGAGCACCCAAAGGACCACAGAUUCGAGACCUUGAGAGGGGCGUUGAAAUCUGCAUUGCCACACCUGGUCGCCUCAUUGAUUUCUUGGAGGGAGGGAAGACUAACCUGAGGCGCUGCACCUAUCUAGUGUUGGAUGAGGCUGACCGCAUGUUGGACAUGGGCUUUGAGCCACAGAUUCGCAAGAUAGUUGAGCAGAUCAGGCCUGAUAGACAGACUUUGAUGUGGAGCGCAACCUGGCCAAAGGAGGUUCGGCAGCUAGCAGAGGACUUCUUGAAGGAAUACAUCCAGAUUAAUAUUGGUGCUUUGGAGCUCAGCGCUAACCACAAUAUCCUGCAGAUUGUGGAUGUUUGCAUGGACAACGAGAAGGACAACAAAUUGAUUCAGUUAAUGGAGGAAAUUAUGGCUGAAAAAGAAAACAAAACCAUCAUCUUUGUGGAGACAAAGAAACGAUGUGAUGAUCUCACAAGAAGGAUGAGACGUGACGGGUGGCCAGCAAUGUGUAUCCAUGGAGAUAAGAGCCAACCAGAAAGAGACUGGGUACUCACGGAGUUUCGGAGUGGCAAAGCUCCUAUACUGAUUGCUACAGACGUUGCCUCUCGUGGUCUGGAUGUGGAGGACGUCAAGUUUGUCAUCAACUAUGACUAUCCCAGCUGCUCUGAGGAUUAUGUUCAUCGUAUUGGACGUACAGCUCGCAGUACCAACAAGGGCACUGCGUACACCUUCUUCACCCCAGGAAACAUGCGUCAGGCCCGUGACCUCGUCCGGGUGUUGGAGGAAGCCCGUCAGGCCAUCAAUCCUAAACUGCUUCAGCUGGUGGACUCAGGCCGCAAUAGUGGAAGCGGCGGCAGAAUGCGUUACCGUGGCAGCAGCUCCAACAACCCUAACCUGAUGUACCAGGAUGAAUGUGACCGACGCAUGCGCUCGGGUGGCGGCGGAGUAGGCAGCAAAGACAGCCGCAGCGGGUUCAGCCGCAACAGCCGGGACGGGGACCGCUCCACCUCCUCUUCCUCCUACAGGGACAGAAGUCGGGAUCAUAGGAACAGCUUCAGCUCUGAUUCAGACCAGUAUCCGAACUACAGCAACAGUGGGGGCUACAACGCUCACAGCGGGGGCCAGUCAGGUAGUGUGGGAGUUCAGGAUCAGCCGAACCAAGCGCAAGGUCAGUUUGUCCAGCCUCAGCCUCCUCCUCCUGCAGCAGCCGGUCCACAGCCUCUGAUGGCUCAGCAGUUUCCUCCACAACCCUCCCUCAUGGGCUUCAUGGGGCAGCCACCUUAUGCUUUUGUUUCUCCACCCCCUCCUCCCCCAGGCCCCCCAGCAACCCGGAAAUAGAAAAUGGCAAGAAAAAGCUCUGUCCAACAAAGGAAUCUUUUGUAUUUUUAAUACAAUCACUGUGUAUUUUAAACGUUCCUAUGCAAAAGGAAACAGGGAAAUCUUACCCAUGUAAAAUCGCUUGAUACAGAUUGUCACCAGCAUCUCAUACUAUUGCUCUCGAUUAUGUGCCAUGGAGGAUGAGGUUUGUUCUCAUUUCAAAUGCUGAGGAAGUAGAUCUGAUUUGUUGUCCCUUCUCUAGUUAAAACUGGUUCAGGUUUGGCUUGAAUAAAAAUUAGAAUGUGCUGAAGUCUUGGUGAAAGUGUUUUACAAUAGUCACCCUAUAGAUAUCAUCACAUUCCAGUCUUGUCUUGAUUUAGCUUUCGUUUGUCAUUUUAGUGGCCUCCACAUCAUUUAACUUGACUUAGUUCUGUUGUAAAAAGACUGGCUAUAUAUUUCAAUCAAUAUGCAGAUUAUCUUUUUUUUGGCUUGUAUUACUCUAAAUGUUGAAGCGAUGUAUCUCAACUUGGGUAAAAAAAUAUUAGUACAGUAGUUUGUUGUAUAACACACAAGAUUAAAUGUUAAUGCAUGUCUAUCGAUUACCCAGUCUUGUAACAAGUUAAAAUUUGUAUCUCAAAUUUUUUAAAGCAGUCUUUUCUUUCUCGUCACAGAUUUGUACCAUUUUCUUUUUACAGUUUUUAAUAAAUAAAUGAGCAAUUCUAAUCUGUA
This is a messenger RNA of Betta splendens (Siamese fighting fish), 2920 nucleotides long. Its product is annotated as probable ATP-dependent RNA helicase DDX17. The transcript is spliced from 13 exons. Gene Ontology annotation, molecular function: RNA binding; ATP binding; RNA helicase activity. Gene Ontology annotation, cellular component: cytoplasm; ribonucleoprotein complex; nucleus. Gene Ontology annotation, biological process: alternative mRNA splicing, via spliceosome. The record is from RefSeq and is a predicted model, not a curated record. The coding region runs from base 272 to 2212 and encodes 646 amino acids. Lineage: Eukaryota; Metazoa; Chordata; Actinopteri; Anabantiformes; Osphronemidae.